This is a messenger RNA of Rhinopithecus roxellana (golden snub-nosed monkey), 763 nucleotides long. Its product is annotated as AP-2 complex subunit alpha-2-like. Gene Ontology annotation, biological process: intracellular protein transport; clathrin-dependent endocytosis. The transcript is spliced from 3 exons. Gene Ontology annotation, molecular function: clathrin-cargo adaptor activity. Gene Ontology annotation, cellular component: membrane coat; AP-2 adaptor complex. The record is from RefSeq and is a predicted model, not a curated record. Lineage: Eukaryota; Metazoa; Chordata; Mammalia; Primates; Cercopithecidae. The annotation marks the transcript as partial.
GCUGUGAACCUGCUGAGUUCAAACGAUACACGGAAAAGCAGAUCGGCUACCUUUUCAUCUCUGUGUUGGUGAACUCAAACAGUGAGCUGAUCCGCCUGAUCAACAACGCCAUCAAGAAUGACCUGGCCAGCCGCAACCCCACCUUCAUGGGCCUGGCCCUGCACUGCAUCGCCAGCGUGGGCAGCCGGGAGAUGGCCGAGGCCUUCGCCGGGGAGAUCCCUAAGGUCCUCGUAGCCGGAGACACCAUGGACAGCGUGAAGCAGAGCGCGGCCCUGUGCUUGCUGCGCCUGUACAGGACGUCCCCUGAUCUUGUCCCCAUGGGCGACUGGACGUCCCGAGUGGUGCACCUGCUCAAUGACCAGCACUUGGUAAGCGCCCUGGGCUUCGGUUCUCCCCACUCCCCAGGUGACCUUUGGGAUGGCCGUUGUGAAGACACCAUGGGGCGCCUUCUCGGGAUGCCCAGGAGAGGCUCUUGCAGGGGCUGCUGUGGCUCUGAGUGCCUUGGCCAUGGCGACCCUUCCUGGGGCUGGACGAGUAAGACUCCACCUCUGCUCAUCCUGUGGCCAGGCGUUGGCUGAAGCCCUUGUAGCACGGAGGCUCUGCAGACACCCACAACUGAGACACGUUUCCUGGAAACACCUGUGUAGUACAGGAAGCUCCUGCCUGGCGUCCUGGCUGCCUGUGCCCUCAGCUCGGCUCCCAUGUGCAGUUCACUAAUCCACAUGCCUACUCCACGGGCCAGGCCCAGCGGUCAUCCCCAUGG